CGUCUCCUUUCUCCGCCGUCGUUUGAGGUGAUUGGCGUCUAUAUUCUCUCUUCCCCUGCUGCAACUUAGCUGUCAACGGGUCUUACUCUUUCUUCUCCAUCUUCGGCUAAGUCAAUUUGUAAGCAAUUUUCUCUCAACCAGCGUAAAUCACAUUAGAUUGGAUUUCAUAAAAAAUAGAGCCACAGUGGAGGAUCUGUUGGGUUUUAAAUUAUUAAAUUUAGUUGGUUAAAUUUUGUUGCAACUAAAUCUUAGUUUUCUUAUGAUAAAUUGGAAAGUUGAUUGGUUUCAAUAGAAUAAGUUGGGAAUGUGUAUUCUGAUUUCCUGCAGUGGUCGACAUGGAUUCGUGGUAGCAAUAACAGGUAUAGAGAAUAUUGGGAAAGGCUUGAUUCGCGAUGGUACUGGAUUUGUAACAUUCCCUGUGAAGUAUCAAUGUGUUGUCUUUAGACCAUUUAAAGGCGAGAUCUUAGAAGCUGUUGUGACUAUGGUCAACAAGGCAACUGUCUUCUAUUUGCUACUCUCCUGACUUAAUGAUAAGAUUAUCUUAUGAACCAUGGAUUUCUAUUGUUUUACUGAUAACUGCAUUUGGGAUUCCCACAGACGGGAUUCUUUGCAGAAGCUGGACCUGUUCAAAUUUUUGUUUCAAACCAUUUGAUUCCAGAUGACAUGGAGUUUCAAUCUGGAGAUAUUCCCAAUUAUACUACUUCAGAUGGAUCGAUAUGUUCUUUUUAGUCUUACUUAUGCUUCUUCCAUGUUAAGAUUCAGAAGGAUACCGAAGUCCACCUGAAGAUAACUGGAACUCAAGUAGAUGCCACAGAAAUUGUAUGUGCUCACCCAUUCGUGUUUAAAUUAUUACAUCACUUCCUAGCAAUUCAUUUGUACGCCUUUUUUGUUUUUAAUUAUAGGUUUUCAAGUGUUCUUAUUAUCUUUGUUGUGUUAGAAUGUUUUUGAUUGUUGUUCGCUGUUUCAAUAAGACGACUAUUUUUUC
Molecule: messenger RNA, 985 nt
Organism: Rubroshorea leprosula
Lineage: Eukaryota; Viridiplantae; Streptophyta; Magnoliopsida; Malvales; Dipterocarpaceae
Source: the annotation of a GenBank genome assembly